Messenger RNA from Anopheles gambiae (African malaria mosquito), 426 nucleotides. RefSeq names its product odorant receptor 45b. Gene Ontology annotation, biological process: sensory perception of smell; detection of chemical stimulus involved in sensory perception of smell. NCBI's taxonomy places the organism in Eukaryota, Metazoa, Arthropoda, Insecta, Diptera, Culicidae. Bases 30 to 281 code for a protein of 83 amino acids. The record is from RefSeq and is a predicted model, not a curated record. Gene Ontology annotation, cellular component: plasma membrane. Gene Ontology annotation, molecular function: odorant binding; olfactory receptor activity. The transcript has 2 exons.
UUUAGGGCUUCAAUGUAAAGUUUAUCAACAUGUUUCUGCUCUUUCUGUUCGUGUCGAUAGAAACGUUUGGCUAUUGCUAUCUCGGAACGCAGCUCUCGCAGGAGAGCAUCAACGUCGGGCAGGCACUGUACGCUUCCGGCUGGCACGAAUACGAUGUGCAAAUGCGUAAGCACAUCAGCUUCAUGAUUAUGCGAUCGCAGCGCCGGGUAGGGCUAACGGCGGCCAAGUUUUGCUUCGUCGAUAUGGAGAAGUUCGGAGCGGUGUGUGCCAUCAGUUUAUAAAUUAGAGGGGGAGCGCGCUGUUACUUUAUAUUAAAUUAUUCUGACUGUCUUUUUAUUCUCCUUCACUUAGAUGCUCAACAUGUCGUAUUCCUUCUUCGUGGUGCUUAAGGAUGCAUUCUAAUUACGGUGGCUCAGGCAUAUCAAU